CCCCUCCCCUUCCUCCCUCCUCCUCCCCCUCCCCCUCCUCUCCCUCCUCCCUCCCUGGGGAGGCGGCGGAGGAGGCAUGGCCCGGCUCGGCCCGGCCGGAGGAGCAGCCGCAGCCGCCCCCCAAGGAAGCAGCCCCCUCCCCGCCCCCGGGCAGCCCUGGCUGGCCCUGCUCAUGCUCCUGCUCCCGGACGAAGAGGAGGAGGAAGAAGAGGAGGAGGAGGAGGAAGAGGAGGCCCAGCGGCGGCGGCGGAGGAGGAGGAGGAGGAGAAGCGGAGGCGCCCUUCUCCCCGGGGACCCCCGCCGGAGGAGGCUCCUGCUGCUCUUGCUCCCCACGCCCACGCCGCCCCUGCCGCUGCUCCCCGGCCCAGAAGCAGGAGGAGGAGGAGGAGGAGGAAGGCGGAGGCGCCAUGGCCGGGCAGCGCAGGGCCCUCGCCGGACCCCCAGGCUCCCCCCCGCCGCGGAGGGUCUCCCCAGAGGUGGGCUGACCAUGAAGGAAGAGCCCUUGAGUGGCGGGCUGUCGGCCGUGAGGUCGUGGAUGCAGAGCACGGGCAUCUUGGACGCCAACACCGCCGCCCAAAGCGGCAUCGGCCUGGCCCGGGCGCACUUUGAGAAGCAGCCGCCCUCCAACCUCAGGAAGUCCAACUUCUUCCACUUCGUCCUGGCCAUGUACGACCGGCACGGGCAGCCAGUGGAGAUCGAGAGGACAUCCUUCAUUGACUUCGUGGAGAAGGACAGGGAGCAGGAUGGAGAAAAAACCAACAAUGGCAUCCACUAUCGGUUACAGCUGCUGUAUAGUAACGGGCUUCGGACGGAGCAAGACCUUUAUGUCCGGCUGAUUGACUCCAUGUCCAAGCAGGCCAUCAUCUACGAAGGGCAAGACAAAAACCCAGAGAUGUGCCGCGUGUUGUUGACGCAUGAGAUCAUGUGCAGCCGCUGUUGCGAUAAGAAAAGCUGCGGGAACCGCAACGAGACGCCCUCCGACCCGGUCAUCAUCGACAGAUUUUUCCUCAAGUUCUUCCUCAAAUGUAACCAGAACUGCCUGAAGAAUGCCGGGAAUCCCAGAGACAUGCGCCGGUUCCAGGUUGUGGUGUCAACGACGGUGAAUGUGGACGGCCAUGUCCUCGCCGUUUCCGAUAACAUGUUUGUGCAUAACAACUCCAAGCAUGGACGCCGGGCACGGAGGAUGGACCCCUCUGAAGCCGCGACGCCUUGCAUCAAAGCCAUCAGCCCCAGCGAAGGCUGGACCACCGGCGGGGCCACCGUCAUCGUCAUCGGGGACAACUUCUUCGACGGGCUGCAGGUGGUCUUUGGCACCAUGCUGGUCUGGAGCGAGCUCAUCACGCCCCACGCCAUCCGUGUCCAGACUCCUCCGAGGCACAUCCCAGGCGUAGUAGAAGUGACGCUGUCCUACAAAUCCAAGCAAUUCUGCAAAGGAGCCCCAGGACGCUUCGUCUACACCGCCCUGAAUGAGCCCACCAUUGACUACGGGUUCCAGCGUUUGCAAAAGGUGAUCCCACGGCACCCCGGAGACCCCGAGCGCUUGCCAAAGGAAGUGCUACUCAAGAGAGCGGCUGACCUGGUGGAAGCAUUAUAUGGAAUGCCACACAGUAACCAGGACAUAAUCCUGAAGCGGGCAGCAGAUAUCGCUGAGGCUUUGUACAGCGUCCCACGCAACUCCAACCAGUUGUCCUCCUUGGCUGGGAACCAUGGCCACUCGGGGAUGAUGGGCGUCAACUCCUUUGGGAGCCAGUUGGCCAUCAACCUCAGUGAAUCCGCUCAGGGCUCAGAGCAAGGAUACACCCGGAACACAAGCAGCGUCUCUCCGCGCGGCUACGUGCCCAGCUCCACUCCGCAGCAGAGCAGCUACAACAGCAUCACGUCCAGCAUGAACGGAUACGCGGGGGCUGCCAUGACCGGCCUCGGGGUCCCCGGCUCCCCCAGUUUCCUCAAUGGCUCCACUGCCAACUCUCCCUACGCCAUCAUGCCUUCCAGCCCUCCCCUGGGGGCCUCCUCCAUGGCCAGCUCCUCUGCCCCGGCGGCCGGCGUCUUCUCCUUCUCCCCGGUCAACAUGAUCUCGGCCGUCAAGCAGAAGAGCGCCUUCGCUCCGGUGGUCCGGCCGCAGGCCUCGCCGCCCCCCACCUGCACCAGCGCCAACGGGAACAGCCUCCAGGAACAAACCUUUGAAGAUUCAACAGACAAGUUUCACACUCCGUCUCGGUCGCUCCAAGGCCUGGCUUAUUCCUAACCACACCCUGUCGGGUCUCAUUGUGCCGCCCAUGUGAGCAGGGACCGACCGAAGAGCCUCCUGGAAGGAUGGACCGACUGACGGACUGGCGCCCGACUCAGACCCUUGGGCUUGGAAGGGCGUGGGCGCUGCUUGUGGGGCCACCCGGGGCCCUUCCAACCUGUCUGCGGCCGUCCCAAGAGGGCUCCCCCUUGUGGCGGGAGGCUGCGGUACAGCAGAACAUGCGGCAAUAACCCGGAGCUGGGAGAGCCUGACCCAGGAACUGGAGGAUGCCUUCCGCAAGAAGGGUCUCAUGAGGGAGGGUCUGUGGAGGGGAGAAUUCAGCACUGCCGGCCUUUCUUCAAGCCACGCGUCCCUCCCUGCCCCCUAACCCCAGCCUCCUACCCCAUUUCUCAUGCCUUUGGUUAAAAGAGUCGCUAGGAAAGGAUUGCCCACACACACCGCCCGCCCCAUCAGGCUUCCCGCUCAGGUAGAUUUGCUCCCAACUAAUAAUGGAACAUUCCACUUAAAGAUAUAUAUGUCAUCUCGAUCUCACUAGAGAGAGACAUCAAACCCUGUGAACACUGUCUCUUCUCGGGUCCUUUGCAUUAUUAUCUUAAUUUUUUUAAAAAAAAUAUUAUAAUAAUAAUAUUUUUAUUAUUUCCAUGGCCUUAGGGGUUAAAUGCCAAUAAAUAUGGAUUGGCAGAAAGUUAAAAGUCACCUCUGUUCCUGGAGGUCUGGUUGACAUUAUACACACAUUGUAAUACUUGUCAAAGUAGAGAUCGCUUUCCAGUGAAAGGAAGAGGAUCCACUUUCAGCACUUGGUCCUGAGGGUCUUAUGGUGGGUGUUUAUAUCUAUCUAUAUAAAAAAUGUAAUGUGCAUAAUUCCCAUGGAGUAAAUAGCAAAACCACUGGACCAAAUCACACCAAAUUUGGCCACAAAAGACAGACUCAUCCAAUCUAUGUCUUUCCAUCAAAAACCCUAUAAAAUUAGGUCCAAAUUACAGAAACCCUCCCAAAAUCCAAAAUUACUAACCACACAUAUGCAGAGCCCCCCCCCCCCCCGAUAAACUUGGUGACGUUAGCCAGGUAGGCAGGGCUUCAAUUGCCACCGCGCGCUGACAGUGAGUCAUUAUUAUUAUUAUUAUUAUUAUUAUUAUUAUUAUUAUUAUUAUUAGGUUCCUGGGAACCAUCAAAAUGAACAAAAUCUGCAGUCAGCAUUUAAAAAAACCCUCUACAAUUUGGACAAAAGAACCGCACUUUGAAAAUAAGGGUAUUCCAGACAAGAAACAACCAGAGCCAGCUAACACCUCCCAACAAAGGAUUCCCCCAGGGAGGAAACAACUACGCUUUGAAGCUGCAAGCCCAUUCAGUGCUAAUCAAGGUGAAUAAUUACAACAUUCUCUUGCCUCCACAAACAAAAACCCACUUAGAACGACGCCACAGCAACACGUGGUCGGGCACAGCUAGUAUAUAUAUAUAUAUAGCCUUAAGGGUUCCUGCGUGGAAACAUAGAUCUCCAGGAAGGUCAAGAUCGUCUAAUUGCUUCUAUUCCUGGAGAUAUCCUCCUUUUUUGCAGUCUGUCUUGUUGAUAAACCCAAUACCGAUUGGCCAGUGCCGCAGAGGUAAAUCAUAGAGCGAGAUACAUUUGCCCAUUCUUUCCUGUGCGCAAAAGUUUUGGCAAAAGUUUUUCCGAUGCCAAGGCAUUGGAAUCUCAUCCCACAGGCGUAUUGGUGGAAAUGCAUAGUAAGGCAAGAUGCAUAUCAAAGUCUUGGCAAACGUUUUUCCAAUGCCAAGACAAAUGCAGGGAUCUCAUCCCAAAGGCAUAUAGGUGGAAAUGCAUUGUAAGGCAAGAUGCAUAUCUUUGGAGAGGUGUCAGGUGUCCACCAAAGCCAUGUCUAUCUCGAAACCGAAACCCCUCCUGAAUGGCCAGAGCACCUAUGGAGAGCCCCAUCUAUGCCAUAUGGUUCCCUCCCAUCCAAACUCAUGUUCUUCCCAGGCCUUUCCAGAUGUUGACGUGCCCACCCACAACGCUUCCCUAAGGGGAACUUGCUCUCCGGUCUUUUCCAUCUCGUUCUAUUAGCAAGAACACUGCGGCCAUUGUCUCCGAUUUCCUGUAAGCAGGAAGGGCUGAAAGGAGCAAAAAGGGAAAAAAAACCCGUUCGUUAAAUGUUCUCUGAAGACAGAUGAAUCGAGGCAGGGAGAGGUUUUCCUUUUCAGGAAGCAAACUUCUGGGACGCAGCCCUGUUCUCUUGGAGGCCAAAUCCCAAAGUCUUCUGCAUUGGUCAAGGAAUCUAUAUAUAUAUAAACUAGCUUUGCCCGGCCACGCGUUGCUGUGGCUUAUGGGAAUCCUUUGUUGGCCAGGUGGAAUAGCAGUGAAUAGCCUUGCAGUCUCAAAGCCUGGCCGUUUUCUGGAGUAGCUGGAGCUUUUUGUUGUAUGAACGUAGAGGCAUGGAUGAGGGGUUGUGCUGCCAAGUUUAGUGUUUCUGGGAUGUGUAGUUUUGUUGUUUUGUCCUAGGCCAAAAUUUCAUUACCCUUUUAUAUAUAUAGAUACUAGCUUUGCCCGGACAUGCGUUGCUGUGGCUUAUGCUUUCAGAGUGUUGCUCCUUAUUUACUGUCCUGAUUUUAGAGAUUAUAUUGUUCUGUAUUAUUAUAUCACAGUAAUUAUUACAUAUUAUAUUUAGAAUCUUAUAUUAUCUGCUUAGAACUGGAUUAUAUGAGGCCCCUUCUACACAGCUGUAUAAAAUGCACAAUGAAGUGGAUUAUAUCGCAGUGUGGAGUCCAGAUAAUCCAGUUCAAAACAGAUAAUAUAAGAUUAUAAAUGGGUUAUAUAGCUGUGUGGAAGGGCCUUGAGUCUACACUGCCAUAUAAUCCAGUUCAAAUCUGAUAAUCUGUAUUUUAUAGGCAGUGUGGAAGAGGCCUAAGUGAGGCCUAACUCUGCCUGUCCCCUGGGCUGAGUGGGUUGCUAGGAGACCAAGUGGGCGGAGCUUAGCCUUCUAACUGGCAGCAAUUGGAAUAAAAAUAAUUAUUCCUCUCCCUCUUAUUAGGACUUUAUUUUUCUUUUCUUUUUGUUGUAUGAACGUAGAGGCAUGGAUGAGGGGUUGUGCUGCCAAGUUUAGUGUUUCUGGGAUGUGCAGUUUUGUUGAUUUGUCCUAGGCCGAAAUUUCAUUACCCUUUUAUAUAUAUAGAAGAGUGAUGGAAUCCUGGCGACCGACAAAACAACAAAACUACAGGCCCCCCCAACCUCGAAAUUUGACAACACAACCCAUCAUCCACGCCUCCAGGUUGAUACAACAAAAUGAAAAGAAAAAUAAAGUCCUAAUUAGAGGGAGAGGAAUAAUUGUUUUUAUCCAAUUGCUGCCAGUUAGAAGGCUAAGCUCCGCUCACUUGGUCUCCUAGCAACCCACUCAGCCCAGGUGACAGGCAAAAUGAGAAAACAUGCAAAUGAGAGUAUAUGAAUAGGUACUGCUCUGACGGGAAGGUAACGGCACUCCAUACAGUCAUGCCACGUGACCUUGGAGGAGUCUACAGACAAUGCCAGCUCUUUGGCUUAGAAAUGGAGAUGAGCACCAGCCCCCAAAGUCAGACAUGACUGAACUUAAUGUCAGGGGAAAACCUUUACCCUUUACCUUAACUACCACCAAUUCCUCAAUACUUUAUUUCCCAUACCACCAGACUUCACCACAGCAACGCGUGGCCGGGCACAGCUAGUCACAUAAUAAGUCUUCAUCCGUCAGGAAUGGCCAGAUUCGGAGCAUUGCCUUGCCACAUGGCUUGUGGGAUCGAUGGGAUUCCCCUUGUGAUGAGAAACACAAGGGAAGGUUUUCCUAUGAAAACCACAUUGGGAUGCUAGAAGCCAGCCUGAGCAGAAUGUAUAUUUUAAAAAUCGGAUUUUCUUCCAACAAAAGGGGAAAACCCCCAGAUAUUUGAUCGCUGUCAACACUUGAUCUCAACUUCUCCCAAAAUAAUUCCGGCUUCCAGAGAAAGAUAAAUAAUGACAUAGUUUGCAAUACUGUAAUCCCAUUUCACAGUUCCUGCUUAGUUUUUGAAAAGUUUCUCUUUCAGAGUACCGUAUAUACUCGAGUAUAAACCGACCCGAAUAUAAGCUGAGGCACCUAAUUUUACCACAAAAACUGGGAAAACUUAUUGACUCGAGUAUAAUACGAGGGUGGGAAAUGCAGCAGCUAUGGAUCAAUUUCAAAAAUAAAAAUAGAUAUUAAUAAAAUUGUAUUAUUUGAGGCAUCAGUAAGUUAAAUGUUUUUGAAUCUAUAUAUAUAAAAGAGUGAUGGCAUCACGGCGACCCACAAAACAACAAAACUACAGGCCCCCCAUCCUCGAAAUUUGACAACACAACCCAUCAUCCACGGCUCUAGGUUGAUACAAAAAGAAAAGAAAAAUAAAGUCCUAAUUAAAGAGAGAGGAAUAAUUGCUUUUAUCCAAUUGCUGCCAGUUAGAAGGCUAAGCUCCUCCAACUUGGUCUCCUAGCAACCCAAUAAAAAAUAAUAAAAAAACUAAAAAUUAAUUAAAAACACUAAAAAAUUAAUACAAUAAAAUACUAUAACAGAAAAUAACUAAAAAAUAAUACAAGAAAAUAAUAAAAUAUAAUAAAUAAAAAGAUAACUUACAAUAAAAUUAAUUUAAAAAAUACAAAUAAUGUCAAAUAAAAAUUACACAACAAUUUUUAACCAAUACCACCACCACUUUGCCACAGCAACGCGUGGCCGGGCACAGCUAGUAUUUAUAUAAAACUGUAAUUUAAGAUAAUAAUAAGACUUUAAUCAGAUAAGACUGUCCAACUCUGAAUACCUAUAUACUCAAGUAUAAGCUGACCUGAAUAGAAGCCGGCCAGGACCCUCACUCGAGUAUAAACCGAGGGGAGAUUUUUCAGCCCUAAAAAAGGGCUGAAAAAUUAGGCUUAUACUCGAGUAUAUACAGUAAUUUCUUCCACGUGGCCACUGUCAAUGACUUGCCGAUCUUGCCUACACUGCAGAAUUGAUGCAGUUUAGCACUAUUUUAACUGCCACGUGGCCACUGUCAAUGAUCUUGCCUACACUGCAGAAUUGAUGCAGUUUGGCACUAUUUUAACUGCCAUUGCUCAAUGCAAUGGAAUCCUGGGAUGUGCAGUUUUACAAGGCCUUCCCUGCUCAAUUACAACUCCCAUAACAUUGAGCCAUGGUUGUUCAAGUGGUGUCAAACUGCAUUCAUUCUACAGUGUAGAUACACCCAUAAACCUUGUGUUCCGUACCGAACGCUGAGCCCUAAUCUAUUCCCAUCCUCAGCAUUGUAGUUUGACAAGAGCAACCUCUCCAAUGUCAACUAGGAGAUCUGUAGUUCCUCGGGGAGAAGGAAGAACUGUUUGCAAACCCAAUGAACCUUUUGCCAAGCUGCAAUGCUGUAGAUAUAAUAUCUGCAGGGAUGGUGCAAUGUGCAAAGGUGGAAUAGGAUUCCUAUCUCGUCAGAAAAGUAUCCUUGGUAUCAUAUUUGCUGAAAUAAUACAAGCAUGGGAUAUUUAGUCAGGGGAGAGAAAGCUAGAAGCAUUCCACCAAUUUUUCCUUAUACAGUCAGCCCUCUUUAUCCACGGAUUCAGCAUCCAGGGGUUCCACUAUCCUCAGCUUGGAAAUAUUCUCCCCAAAAGACAUUCCAAAAAGCAAAUUUUGUUUUUGCCUUUUUAGAUAAGGGAUAUCAUUGUCUAUGGAGCCUGUGGUGGUGCAACGGGUUAAACCGCUGAGCUGCUGAACUUGCUGUCCGAAAGGUUGCCGGUUUGAAUCCCGGGAGCGGAGUGAGCUCCCGCUGUUAGCCCCAGCUUCUGCCAACCUAUCAGUUUGAUAACAUGCGAAUGUGAGUAGAUCAAUAGGUACCGCUCCACCGGGAAGGUAACAGCACUCCAUGCCGUCAUGCCAGUGGCCACAUGACCUAGGAGGUGUCUAUGGACAAUGCCGGCUCUUCGGCUUAGAAAUUGAGAUGAGCACCAACCCCCAGAGUCGGACACGACGAGACUUAACGUCAAGGGAAACUUUUACCUUUACCUUAUUAUUGUAUAUAAUAGGACUUGAUCAUCCAUGGAUUUGGGAUCCUGAAGCCAAGCAGAUAAUAGGACCCAUUGCAGAGACUCAUUUUCCAAGCCCAUUGGAUGUACUUGGCUUGAUCAGCAAACCCCAAAAAUAUUAAAGGUGAAGCAUUUCCAGGGGCAGAAUUAAAGCAACACCCACAAAUGAACCACAAAUUUAUUUUUGUUUUUUCGUGUCAGGAGCAACUUGAGAAACUGCAAGCCACUUCUGGUUUGAGAAAAUUGACCGUCUGCAAGGACGUUGCCCAGGGGAAGCCCGGAUAUUUUGAUGUUUUACCAUCCUUGUGGGAGGUUUCUCUCAUUUCCCUGCGUGGGGACCUGGAGCUGACAGAGGGAGCUCAUCCGUGCUUUCCCCGGAUUUGAACCAGCAACCUUCAGGCCAGCAACCCAACCUUCAAAUCAGCAAUCCUGCCGAUGCAAGGUUUUAACCCAUUGUGCCAUCGGGUUCUCCUCACAAAUUUAGUAAAAGUAUCUUACCAGCCUCAACCAUUGCAAUAUCUUGGUGCUUUCAAAAGAUAUGCUGCUUUUUAUGGCAAAUGUAUCUAAGGUGCAUCUACACUGUAGAAUUAAUGCAGUUUGACACCACUUUAGCACCCAUGGCCCGUUGCUAUGGUGUCGUGGAAGUUGCAGUUUUCCAUGGCCUUUCGCCUCCUUUGUCCAACUAAACUCCUAGGAUUUCAUAGCCUUGAGCCAUGGGAGUUGAAGUGGCAUUAAACUGUGUUAAUUCUACAGUGUAGAUGCCCCCCUUUGAUGAACAAGGAUCCUGAAAGUGGGUUAAAUCCAAACUAAGAUAUAGGGGGGACUAGAAGGAAAGAGAAAUGUGAAUUCUUUCUUCAUUAUUCAGCCCGUUGUAGGCGGUGGUUGCGUUCCCCCAUCGACAGCUGCAACAGUUUUGGGCCGUGCUUUUCUACAUUUAUUGAAAUGAUAAUAUUCAAGGGGGGCUUUUAAUGGCAAAAGAAAGGAGAGCAAUUUCCCCAAAGGUUCACGAAAGAAUUUGGAAUGGCUUUUUGAAAGAAAAUUCAGUUUUUCCCCUAUUAAAAUCCAUUGCCUCCAGUCUUAAUACCCUCUGAAUUUGCUGAUAUGCUAUUCUUCCCCCCAUUCGGUGAUUCUUUUCAAUGUGUUCUUUUUUAAAACAAUGCAACACAGUUCUUCGGGUUCUGUUAAAAAGCGCCGUCUUCAUCAUAAAAAGGAAACCGGGUUUCGAAACCGAGGGGAUGAUGGAUGUUCCUCCUGAAACAGACCGGCCACUUGGUUGCAGCGCCAAAAAGGGUUGCAAAAGGGCUUCCUUCCCUCCGCCUUUGCUAUCACUGCAAUUUCAGGCAUCCUCUCCUAAAACUCCCACAGUUAUUUUUCUAGCAUCGUUUCCAAGUGGGAAAAAAAGAGGGGAGCGAAUAUUUGUAAAUAGAGAUGAAGAGGAAAGCAUCACCCCGGACGUUGGGAUUCGGACCAUUCCCAUCGGGGCUUGUUCUCUGUGUAUUUAUCUUCGCCGUACGGAGAAUUGUUCUCCCGUCUCAUGUUUUGUUUUGUUUUUAUUUUCCUUUCGUAUAAAUAUAUAUAUAUGUAUUAUUAUUUUUUUCUACUUAAGUUUUAUGUUUAAUUUUUUUAAUUUUUUACAUUUGUCCGUCGUGUGUCCUGUGACGGCUGUUGUACAAUAGCAAUGUUGACCAAUACCUGGCUGCACUGUUUUUUCAAUGUUAAGCACAUGUAAAUGGACUAUUUACUGUCAUUUCUUAGGAAACAGGCCCUAGAAUAUAUCUAUAUACCUCCUGCA
This is a messenger RNA of Anolis carolinensis (green anole), 10062 nucleotides long. RefSeq names its product transcription factor COE1. The transcript is spliced from 18 exons. The record is from RefSeq and is a predicted model, not a curated record. Bases 77 to 2245 code for a protein of 722 amino acids. Gene Ontology annotation, molecular function: DNA-binding transcription factor activity, RNA polymerase II-specific; RNA polymerase II cis-regulatory region sequence-specific DNA binding. NCBI's taxonomy places the organism in Eukaryota, Metazoa, Chordata, Lepidosauria, Squamata, Anolidae. Gene Ontology annotation, biological process: regulation of transcription by RNA polymerase II.